Suillus fuscotomentosus is the source of this 1219-nucleotide messenger RNA. RefSeq lists its product as uncharacterized. The transcript is spliced from 16 exons. Lineage: Eukaryota; Fungi; Basidiomycota; Agaricomycetes; Boletales; Suillaceae. Bases 158 to 1018 code for a protein of 286 amino acids. The record is from RefSeq and is a predicted model, not a curated record.
CUCCAAGUACGAAUUAAUUGUGUUUUGCGUUUGCGCCUCACUACCGCCACCACGUUGAUCGCUUCCUGGCUAGUUCCGAGUUACUCAUAAGAGAUAGCAAGGUGCAUGCUGUGGGCGUAAAACCCAUCUUCUUAAGCCACCUCUCAAACGAAUGUAGAUGGAGUAUUCGGCCGACGAUGUUGCAGCAACCAGGAUUUUGCAGUACUUGGCGUACAUAUGCACGGCAUUGAUUACAUUCUGGACCUAUGACUAUAUUUGUUCACUUCACGACGAGUGGACAUUCCUACUUCGGUCGCGCUGGACCAAGGUAAAAUGCCUCUACGUCACUGCACGAUAUGUACCCUUUUUCCUCAUCGCUGCGGACAUAUGUCUGACCUUGACACCGAAUGAGAACCCCAAGGCAUGCAAGAUGUUCAUCACUAUUUACUCAUGUUUUGCAGUGAUAUCACUCACUUGCUCUGAAUGCUUUUUUGUGCUCAGAACAUAUGCACUCUGGAGCAACAAUAGAAUCGUACUCGUAGCUAUGCUGUCGACCUUUUUUGCCAUCAUUGUAUCAUUCACCGGCAUCUGGUUUAGUGCUAUUGCCACUUCUCAAUAUUUUUCAACUAGCGCGAUCCCGGGCAUCCCAGGCAUCACAGGUUGUUACCGGACUUCGAGCAGUGUCCAAUUAUACCUGCCGUUCAUUCUCUUGUUUGUCUUUCAACUGGGACUGGUCUCCCUCACACUCAUACGUGCCAUACGGAACUGGCGGCCGACUAGAUACCCUCUAUAUGCUACCUUGGUGAAGCAUAAUAUAUUCUACUACGCAUGCGGUCUGUUUUUCUCGGCCUUGAACGUCCUUGUGCCAGUGAUAUUUCCCAAUUCCCCAUACCACUCCUUCCUCGAAGAUUUCGAGGUUUUCAUCCUUGCAAUCCUCGCCACGCGGAUGCACCUCCAUCUCUGGCAAAUCGACAAUACCGUGCAUGAGUUUGAUCCCCUCGUGUCUAUUCCCCUGUCGGACAUGUCACCUGCAGCCUGAAGCCGUGCACUGUCAUGUCAUAUCGCGUGGCUUAUUCGGUGUUGAUUGUAAAGCGAGGUGGCAUUGCUAGUCUGGUGGCUUGGCGUGGUGGAUAGCUUGAUAUUGCAGAGUUCGCACUACAAAUCUGCUUGUAGAUGAUCCAUAAACUUCAUACAUGUAUCAGCACGCAGGAACCCACGAUCUCAAAUGUGCGCAAUGGUG